Molecule: messenger RNA, 1309 nt
Organism: Folsomia candida
Lineage: Eukaryota; Metazoa; Arthropoda; Collembola; Entomobryomorpha; Isotomidae
Exons: 3
Coding region: 112-981 (289 amino acids)
Source: RefSeq, a predicted model, not a curated record
UUGACGUCCACACGGGUGCAGCACAGUCACAUAUAUAUGCAAAUACUAAACAAGCAAACUAUAAAAAUUAAAACGGUUUGCUAAAUUUAGUUUAAUAUAAUUAUUGCAAGAAUGGAGAGACCAUCCAAAACUAAAAGGCUCUUCUGGCUAAUGGCUCACCCAAAGGGGAAAGUGAAAUUAAGUGUUAAAAGUAAACUUGACUGCAAAGCUGGAAUUGGAACGUGGCUGAUUUUCGAGUCUAGGAAAAAUAUUGAUCAAGCCUGGGAGAAAAUUAAAGAUGCCACAGAAUCAGGACAUCUGACAGAUAUUGGGGCUAAAGUUUCUACCCGAAGGAAGAAACCGGUUGAAUUCAGUGGAGGGACCAAUGAUCACGUAAUUUGCGUUUAUACCAAGGACACCGAGGAUCACAAGGACGCCGUUCGAGAUGCCUUGUACAAUCUGGGAUUUGUCCGCUAUCUCCCGUACAAGACGGUCGCUGCCACAGACGCAGAUUCAAGUCUUCCACAUGCAUCAACCUCCAGGAAACGACCUCACCCAAGUCCCUCGUCCUCUGGAUCUAACUUAAAACGCAUUUCGCUCAUGGACCAACCUGAAUUUAUACCGGGAUAUUUGGCCCCUCAAAUUUGGCCUCCUUCGACCGGAGAUCCCAUUGAAUUUUACACCACAGACAACUCCAGAUACAGAUACGGCCAUGGGCAAAAAUACAUCCACGUGCAGCAAAUGUAUCCGACUCCGGGUGAUCACACGCCCGAUGUAUUGUUUCCCAUUGAACAAAUUGGUCAAGUGUGUCAAGCUUUUUACACGUUAUGCAACACGAUCCCCACACCGGAAGGGUCUGACGAUAAGAUAGUCGUCUUGGACGAGGGUUACUUAACUGUUAAAAUUUGGGGGGAACGUGUCUCCCAAUUCGAUGGGAAAUUUGCCAUCGUGAUGCAACACAAGAGGACCAAGAAGAAAGUCCAGUUUCUCCAGUCGCCUUGAAUGUAUUGUUACAAUCGAUUGGAAUGGUUUCGAAUAAGGUCGGUCGUGGGGGAAAGAGACGUCUUCUCGUCGGAAGAGGACCCCACUUCUGAGGAAGAUGAGGAAGAAGAUGAUGAUGCCAGUGGGGACGAGGGGGUCAAGAUUCGGAAAUUAGCGAUGAUACUGGAGACACUGGUACGGUCGAGGGGGAGGAGUACGUCUACGUAAUAUGUCUGCAGAUGAUGACUCUGAUUAAGCAAUAAAUAUCUGGUUAUUAAUUAUGCAAUUAUGAAAAAUUUUUCGCUGUGAAACCUUCACAUGAUAAUAAAUUUUAUCGGUUUUUUUUAAA